UGUCAAAACGAGUAUCAACAACACGCUGAAGUGAUUCGGCUGUAUGUUCGGGUCAAUCAAUUUCUUUUAAUCACAUUCUUUAGAAAGAAUGUUUUUUCUUGAAAUGACAUUUCCCAAUUGAAUCGAUUAAAAUUGUUUAAACAUGUUUUCAAAUCGUUUCGAGUGAAAAAAAAAAGUUUGCCCUAAUGCGAGUGUGUAAUUUUCCCAACUACCGAAAAACAACAAAGAGCUUUACUUGGAUUAAAGCCUUGCAAAGACAGCAAAUGAAAUUUGAAAACUACAGUCGAAAGACAACUGCAUUUCAUUCAUCAAAUUCAGAAUAAACAUUUGCACUAAAAUCAACCUAGUAUAUAUACAUGUAGUUGCUUCGCACAUUCGUAAAAAAAAAGAAUUUUUUUUAUUACAAACACAUAUAAAAUAUGAUGGACAUGGAGCCAAACCAGGAAAGCACAUAUGAACCGUUGGAAGCAAGUCGACGCAAUCGGCUCGAAUCAACCGACAGCCCAGAUAUUGAAACAUCACCACCACAAGAUCGCAAUGGUAUAUUAUACAUUGCUCUGAUCGCGGCUGGAAUUGGUUUCGUCUUACCAUAUAACAGUUUCAUCAUGGCAUCCGAUUAUUGGCAAGAACGAUUUCCCGGACAUUCAGUGGCAUUGGAUAUGUCAAUGACAUAUAUUAUCGUUGCAUUUGCAACUGUAUUGUUGAAUAAUUUAUUUCUGUCGCUAUUCUCUUUCAAAGCGCGCAUCAUAUUUGGCUAUUGCGUUUCAUUGAGUACACUUGUAUUUGUAGCAUUAUGCGAAGUGGCGUGGCACAUGUUUACCGCUCAAACUGCAUAUUCCGUAAAUUUGGUGGCCGUUUCAUUGACAGCCAUCGGUUGUACAAUACAACAGUCCAGUUUUUAUGGAUUUGCCAGCAUGUUUCCAAAAAAAUACACACAAGCCGUUAUGGCAGGAGAGAGUUUGGCUGGUCUUUUAGUCGCCAGCACUCGCAUUUCCAUCAAAUUAGUCAUAUCAAGCGAUGAAGUGUCAACGGUUGUUUUCUUCUUAACAUCAACCAUUUAUAUUGCAUUCAGUUAUGUAUUGCAUUCAACCACAAUUCAUUCACCGUUUGUCCGUUAUCACAUGAAGGUAUGCUCGAAAAUUGUUCUUCGGCCUGAUGAAGAUCGUGUUUUGUCAGAUCUAAUGGAAAAUUCAGCAUUAAAUACCAAAUAUAAUGUUUUGCCAAAGAAUAAGAAUCACAAGCAUUACACACUAAAUCAAUUGGAUUUGGCAACAUCAAUGAAUACAGAAUCUGGAGUUGAAACAACCGGUCUCAGUUUUAGUAAUCCGGUGUAUGAAUUAUCGAAUCCAAGUGCUGGCGAAAAUGCGAUGGACACAUUGAAUGCAUUGCCUGAAUCAUUGAUUGCAUCAACUACACCGCCAAUGAGCGCCGAUCCAUUACCAAAUGUUGCAUUCAAAGUUGAACAUGUGCUUGCACCCAGCUGUACAGCAGGCAAUCGACGUUUUGGCAGUUUCCGCAGUGGCCUCGAUUCAAGAUGGAGAGUUGCACAAACAAUUUAUCCAUAUAUGGUUUGCAUUGCGCUUGCAUAUUGUGUCACAUUAUCCUUAUAUCCGGGCAUCGAAUCCGAAAUUAUUUCGUGCAAUUUAAAAAGUUGGAUGCCAGUUCUUUUGAUGUUUAUGUUUAAUACGUCGGAUGUCAUCGGAAAGGUAAUGGCAUCCAUUCCGUAUGCAUGGUCUAGACGUCAAUUGAUACUGUUGUCUACAUUACGUGUUGCAUUAGUACCACUGUUAUUGUUAUGCUGUGCACCAAGAUCACAACCAGUGAUUCAAGGUGAAACGCCUGCAUUUAUUUUCACAGCAGCAUUGGGUAUAACAAAUGGCUUAGCCGGGUCGUUGCCGAUGAUGUUUGCACCCAGCAAGGUACCAGCAACCCUAAAAGAAGCCACUGGAAAUAUGAUGACACUAUCAUAUAAUAUUGGAUUAACAGCCGGCUCAUUGAUUGGUUAUGUUUUUGACAGUAUGCUUGGACCGCCAAUUGGUGCAAGACAAUGUCCAACAUAUCCUUACAUUCCCAGUACCACUAUUCAAACAAUUGUUACCACUUUAAAAGCGACAACAUCAUCAACAACAGCAGCGGCAACAACAUUGGCAACAACACAAUCCACAACCACAGCGCUCUCAACGUUUCUAUCCACUUCAUCACCGGAAACAACACGUUCCAAUUUAUCCACAAUUGCUGUCUCCACAUUGGCAACACUUUUAGCCAGCCUAACCACUGCUGUUACCAAUACAACCGCUCUUGAUGAAAGCGUGACCUCAUCACCAAUAUCAUCAUUGCCUUUAAACACGGCCAUUUCGAUGUCGAUUCCCAAUAGUGCAACAUCCAAUUUAAUCCAAAACUAAUAAUCAAUGCAGUCAGCUUUAAUCAUAGUAUAUUUACACCUAAUAAACGGAGUGAAAUAAAAGUGAAAUUAAAGUGGAGACAUGCUCUCGUAAUUUAUAUAGUCUGUAGCAAUUUGGAUAUGUGAACGAAACUCAAAACUUCGUUAGCACAAUCUAAAGCACACUCUCACUCAUACAAAAAAAAAA
This is a messenger RNA of Contarinia nasturtii (swede midge), 2588 nucleotides long. RefSeq names its product equilibrative nucleoside transporter 4 (gene Ent3). Gene Ontology annotation, biological process: nucleoside transmembrane transport. Gene Ontology annotation, cellular component: plasma membrane. The record is from RefSeq and is a predicted model, not a curated record. Gene Ontology annotation, molecular function: monoamine transmembrane transporter activity; nucleoside transmembrane transporter activity. The coding region runs from base 420 to 2402 and encodes 660 amino acids. Lineage: Eukaryota; Metazoa; Arthropoda; Insecta; Diptera; Cecidomyiidae. The transcript is spliced from 5 exons.